GUUAAUCACUGAAUCUGCGCACGUCCCGCAUAUUCAUCUGUUGCUCUUCUCAGUUCGGUUCCGCUUCAGGGCAGUUUUUGGGUCUCCUGGACACAGACAUCCUGCCAAUUAAUCCUCCAAUACCUCAUUAAACAUCCCAGAAGGAGUAGAAAUGUCCAGCACUGCGGGAAAAGUUAUCAAGUGUCGUGCUGCGGUGGCAUGGAAGGAGAAGCAACCACUGACCAUUGAGGAGAUUGAAGUGGAUCCCCCGAAGGCUCAUGAGGUGCGCAUUAAGAUCCUGGCAACGGGAGUCUGCCACACGGAUGCCUACACUUUGGGCGGAUUUGAUUCUGAGGGCGUUUUCCCCGUUAUCCUGGGUCAUGAGGGAGCAGGAAUCGUGGAGAGUGUCGGUGAGGGUGUGACGGGAUUCAAGGAGGGCGAUCACGUCAUCCCGCUGUACAUUCCGCAGUGCAAUGAAUGCAAAUUCUGCAAAUCCGGCAAAACCAAUCUCUGCCAGAAGAUUCGUGUCACGCAGGGUCGUGGGGUGAUGCCGGAUGGUACAAGCCGCUUCCGGUGUCGCGGUGAGACGGUGUUCCAUUUUAUGGGCACUUCCACCUUCUCCGAGUACACCGUCGUGGCGGACGUCUCGUUGUGCCGCAUCGAUCGUGCGGCGCCCCUUGAGAAGGUCUGCCUGCUUGGUUGUGGCAUCCCCACUGGGUAUGGGGCUGCCCUGAAUACGGCCAAAGUGGAACCCGGCACGACGUGCGUCAUCUUCGGCCUCGGCUGCGUCGGGCUAGCUGCUGCGAUGGGAUGCAAAAAGGCCGGCGCCACGCGUAUCAUUGGCGUCGAUCUAAAUCCCGGCAAAUUCGACGUUGGCCGCACAUUCGGGUGCACUGAAUUCGUGAAUCCCAAAGAUCACACGCGCCCCAUUCAGGAAGUUCUCGUUGAACUCACAGAUGGCGGUGCUGAUUACACGUUUGAGUGCAUUGGGAAUGUCGCGACGAUGCGUGCCGCCCUGGAGGCUUGCUGCAAAGGUUGGGGCACUUCGGUGAUUAUUGGCGUCGCAGCGGCCGGGCAGGAGAUCAGCACGAAGCCCUUCUACCUCGUAACGGGCCGCUCGUGGAAGGGAAGCGCCUUCGGGGGAUGGAAGAGCAUUGACAGUGUGCCAAUGCUCGUUGGGGAGUACCUCAACAAAGAGCUCCUCAUUGAUGAAUUCGUCACGCACACCAUGUCCUUGGACAAGAUCAACGAGGCAUUUGACCUCAUGCACGAGGGCAAGAGCAUCAGGAGUGUCGUCAAUUUCUAAAAUUCUUUCUUUUUUUGUAACUGAUGAGAUUCUUUUUUUUUUGGAAAAUAUACUCUGGCAUUUAACUGAA
Lutzomyia longipalpis is the source of this 1355-nucleotide messenger RNA. It is a transcript of the gene Fdh, whose product is annotated as alcohol dehydrogenase class-3. Gene Ontology annotation, biological process: formaldehyde catabolic process. Gene Ontology annotation, molecular function: S-(hydroxymethyl)glutathione dehydrogenase [NAD(P)+] activity; zinc ion binding. The record is from RefSeq and is a predicted model, not a curated record. Gene Ontology annotation, cellular component: cytosol. Lineage: Eukaryota; Metazoa; Arthropoda; Insecta; Diptera; Psychodidae. Bases 152 to 1285 code for a protein of 377 amino acids. The transcript has 3 exons.